CCCCCUUCAUGGUGCAUGUGGCCUGGCUCUGAAAGAGGGGUGGGUGAGUCUAUUUUUGGGGAGGUGCUGGGUGGUGGAUGGCUAGGUAAGUUUCAGAGAAUGUAAGUGUACACCGUGUGUGCAGUUCCUCUCUCGGCAGAAGCAGCAGCCGCCUUUCUCUUUCUGCUAAAUGGCCCUAUACAAAAUGGAUGCCGUGGAGGUGUUUGCGGCCGGAGAGAAAGGCCGCGGCCUCCGGACCACCAAGGAGAUGAAGACUGGUGAGGUGGUGUUUGCGGAGGCCAGUUUCGCUGCUGUGGUCUUUGACAGUCAGUUCAUGCACGUAUGCCACAGCUGCUUUCGCAGACAGGUUAAUCCACACCGCUGUGCCCAGUGCAAAUUUGCCCACUACUGUGACCGCACAUGUCAGACCGCUGCCUGGGAGGAGCACAAGCACGAAUGUGCCGCCAUCAAACAGCAUGGCAAGGCACCCAAUGAAAAUGUACGCCUGGCGGCGCGGGCUCUAUGGCGCAUGCAGAAGCACAAAGGAAAAGCCUUCGACACACAGCUGACAACCCUAGAUCUCUUAGUGGACAACAUCUCUGCUAUGAACUCAGACGACCUUAAAAAGCUCAAAGUGGAUGUGGACAACUUUCAACGCUACUGGCAAGGCAACAGGAAGCAGUAUAGUGCAGACUACGUCUCACAUAUCUUUGGUGUGAUUAACUGCAAUGCCUUCACUUUGAGUGACCAGCGUGGACUCCAGGCAGUCGGAGUGGGCCUCUUUCCCAACCUUUGUCUGGUCAAUCAUGACUGCUGGCCCAACUGUACAGUCAUCCUCAAUCACGGCAGUCAGACAGCUUUGGACACAGCUUUACACUCUCAUAGGAGGAUUGAGCUGCGUGCCUUAGAAAUGAUCCCAGAAGGUGUUGAGCUGACAGUCAGCUAUGUGGACUUCUUAAACUUAUCCAAGGAUCGUCAAAAGCUGCUCAAGAAUCAAUAUUACUUUGACUGCAAGUGUGAACAAUGCAGUAACAACAUCAAGGACAACCUUAUGAUGGCAGUAAAAGAAACCGACGGCAAAAAGCCUUCAGCCGAGCUCGUGAAGGAGGUCACAGAGUUUAGUGUGAAGGCCUUGGCUGAAAUUGAACAAGCUCGCAUGGCAGGACAUUUUCAUGAGGUAGUUAAGCUGGGCCGUGAGUGCUUGGAGAAGCAGGAACCGGUGCUGGCAGACACACACCUCUACCUGCUGCAGGUGUUCAGGGUGAUCAGCGAGGUGCUGUCAUUCCAGCAGUCCUUCCACGAGGCUGCACUAUACGCAGGCAGGAUGGUGGAAGGAUAUGCGAAGCUCUAUCAUCCAAACAAUGCUCAGCUUGGCAUGGCCAUGAUGAGGGCAGGAGUGACACACUGGCAUGCAGGGCUGAUUGAAGCUGCUCAUGGCCUGAUCUGUAAAGCCUAUGCAGUCCUCAUGGUUACACAUGGACCCCAUCACCCAAUUACUAAGGACUUAGAGGAUAUGCGCACACAGACAGAGAUGGAGCUGCAGAUGUUUAAGGAGAAUGAGUCUGCCUACCACAGCAUGCGCGAGGCGGUUCUCAGCAGCAAACACACAAACACCAAACUGCUGAAGAGCAAAUAGAUCUUCAAAUGCACUGACCUAAUUUAUCACAUCUAGGAAAAGCAUAAGCGCAGGGUUGGAUAUUACCAACCCAGAGCUGGAAAACCCUUCAAAACUAUUAAUUACGGAUGAUUCUGUGAAAUUAAUGGUUGGUAAAUUUCCCUGUAUGUCUCUUGGAUUUGGAAAAUGUUUGUGUAAAUAAACGUUGCCAGACAUGGAAAUUGCCCAGUAA
Messenger RNA from Clarias gariepinus (North African catfish), 1826 nucleotides. It is a transcript of the gene smyd1a, whose product is annotated as SET and MYND domain containing 1a. The record is from RefSeq and is a predicted model, not a curated record. The transcript has 10 exons. Gene Ontology annotation, molecular function: protein binding. Gene Ontology annotation, cellular component: nucleus. The coding region runs from base 170 to 1615 and encodes 481 amino acids. Lineage: Eukaryota; Metazoa; Chordata; Actinopteri; Siluriformes; Clariidae.